Molecule: messenger RNA, 943 nt
Organism: Esox lucius (northern pike)
Lineage: Eukaryota; Metazoa; Chordata; Actinopteri; Esociformes; Esocidae
Gene: polr2g
Product: polymerase (RNA) II (DNA directed) polypeptide G-like
Biological process (GO): transcription initiation at RNA polymerase II promoter; DNA-templated transcription; positive regulation of nuclear-transcribed mRNA poly(A) tail shortening
Cellular component (GO): RNA polymerase II, core complex; P-body
Molecular function (GO): single-stranded RNA binding; single-stranded DNA binding; translation initiation factor binding
Source: RefSeq, marked provisional
GUUAGCGUCUUAAAUUUGCGCCGUGAUGCUGGAAUUUUAAGUAGUUCUUUAGAAAAACAAUUUAUUUCUGAAUUAAUACAGGUACACCACAACUAAGCCAGUGAGCGUGGAAUCAUGUUUUAUCAUAUAUCCCUGGAGCAUGAGAUUCUACUCCACCCUCGCUACUUUGGUCCAAACCUCCUAAACACUGUAAAACAAAAGCUCUUCACAGAAGUGGAGGGAACAUGCACAGGAAAGUAUGGAUUUGUUAUUGCCGUGACAACCAUUGACAACAUUGGUGCAGGUGUCAUCCAACCAGGGAGGGGAUUUGUCCUGUAUCCAGUCAAGUACAAAGCUAUUGUUUUCCGUCCAUUCAAAGGAGAGGUGGUAGAUGCAGUGGUCACCCAAGUCAACAAAGUUGGACUAUUUACAGAAAUUGGACCGAUGUCCUGCUUCAUUUCUCGUCAUUCCAUUCCCUCAGAGAUGGAGUUUGACCCCAACUCAAAUCCUCCAUGUUAUAAGACCACUGAUGAGGACAUUGUAAUUCAGCAGGACGAUGAGAUUCGAUUGAAGAUCGUAGGAACACGGGUGGACAAAAACGACAUUUUUGCCAUUGGAUCCCUAAUGGAUGAUUAUCUGGGUCUUGUCAGCUGAUUUCCCCUAAGUAUUGUGCAAAUGUACCAAUGUGCAUCUUUGAUAUUUCAUGUAAAUUCCCCACUGUUAUAGUCCUGCAAGUGCAAAUGUUUUCUUAGGUCGAUUUUGUGGUGUUAUUGCUGCAAUUCCUCAAAUAUUGUAGUUUAUGGGUAAGGAUCAAUAUUUUUUUUUACACCGUAUGAACACAUACGAAUAAAACCACACAGAACUUGCUAAAAAUGAUUGCGUUGCUGUACAAAAUCAACUGUAUUAAUUUACUGUUGUUGAAAUUUUGUAUACUUCUGGAAUACUACAAUAAAAUUUUCUUUUU